Molecule: messenger RNA, 2532 nt
Organism: Monomorium pharaonis (pharaoh ant)
Lineage: Eukaryota; Metazoa; Arthropoda; Insecta; Hymenoptera; Formicidae
Gene: Clic
Product: chloride intracellular channel exc-4
Exons: 4
Coding region: 180-971 (263 amino acids)
Biological process (GO): chloride transport
Cellular component (GO): cytoplasm; apical plasma membrane
Molecular function (GO): chloride channel activity
Source: RefSeq, a predicted model, not a curated record
GCGCUGCGCCAGUAUUCCGCGGACUCUCAUCGUGUUCUGUUCGUUCUUUAUUCUCGUCCGGUUUCCAAGUCUCACGGGAGAGAGAGAAAGAGAGAGAGGGAAAGAGGCAGCCGCCGAGAAACGCCACAGGACAAAAGUGCCUUCUUCCUUCCUCGCCGCGUACGGAGAUUCGCGUCAGGAUGGCGGACGACAACGUCGACAACCACGAGAACGGCACCAGUAACGGCGACGUGCCCGAGAUCGAGCUGAUCAUCAAGGCAUCGACGAUCGAUGGACGUCGAAAGGGCGCCUGCCUCUUCUGCCAGGAAUACUUUAUGGAUCUGUACCUCCUGGCGGAGCUGAAGACAAUCUCCCUGAAAGUGACUACUGUCGACAUGCAGAAACCGCCGCCCGACUUCCGCACCAACUUCCAGGCUACACCGCCGCCCAUCCUGAUCGACAACGGCGACGCGAUACUGGAGAACGAAAAGAUCGAACGGCACAUCAUGAAGAACAUCCCCGGCGGGCACAAUCUGUUUGUGCAGGAUAAGGAAGUGGCCACUCUCGUGGAGAACUUGUUCAGCAAACUCAAGCUGCUGCUGUUGAACGCGAAAGACAAGGACAAGGAUCCCAAGUCCUCGUCGCUGAUGGCGCAUCUACGUAAGAUCGACGAACAUCUCGGUCGCAAAGGCACGCGCUUUCUCACUGGCGACACCAUGUGCUGCUUCGAUUGUGAGCUGAUGCCGCGGCUGCAGCACAUCAGGGUCGCCGGUAAGUACUUCGCCGAUUUUGAGAUACCGGAGACCCUGGUGCACCUGUGGCGGUACAUGCACCACAUGUACAGGCUUGACGCUUUCCUACAGAGCUGCCCGGCCGAUCAGGAUAUCAUCAAUCAUUAUAAACUUCAACAGAGUAUGAAGAUGAAGAAACACGAGGAGCUGGAGACGCCGACCUUCACCACGAGUAUCCCGAUCGAGGUCAACGAUGACUAAGGUUGGACCUUCCUCGACAAGUCUGCGAUCGCGUGACUUCGAUUAGACAUCGAGAUCGGCCUACAGCGAAACGGCAAAUCGUCUCGACGGAAUUUCAACGGCGCGCAUUUUGUAAUUUAAUAUAUCCAACAUUAGCAUCGGAAACAAGAGCAGGGAUUUCGUUCGUUGAAACUCCCGUCUUUCGAGCUGCCAGCUUGUGUCUUCGUCGCCGCGAUGUCCAUCCAUCGGUUUAUAUCUUUUUUGCUAAGCAAUCAUUGCUGGAUCGCCUUUCUUCCUUGCGGGAUCAAGUCAGGUGUAAACGGAUUAGCUUUUUUACCGCAAACGACGUGAAAACAUAUAUAAGUGCAUUAAGGCGCGUUCAAAGUCUUAAAAACGAUUCUAGAAUACUGAUCUUUCUUUUUUUUCUUUCUUUUUUUCCCUUACUACGUACAGCACGCGUACGUAGUUUUGACCUGAGUAGUAUUAGCGAGAUUUUAAUUUGCUAUUGUUAAUUCAAUGAUUAAGUUUAUCAAGAGGAACGAUAAUGAUUUUGCCAUUUUUUGGACGGCAGUAAUCAUAAAAAUUAACACCGAGAAUGCAAAAGAAACGUAUGCGUUCGAGAGAACCAAAUUGGUGCCAUUUUUGAUAUCUACACUUUCGUAUUAGAAAUUAUCCUUUGGAUAGUAAUUAUUAUUUCUAGACAUUAUUCUUACAUAAAAUUAAAUAAAUAAAGUAGAUAAAACCAAUAUGGAACGCUUGAUUUCAACAUUUUCAUCAUUCUUGAACUUGCGUUGAACUUUUUAAACAUUACGUUUUUUUCAUCGUUUUCAUUCAGCCACUCAUUAUCAUGAAUUAUAGUAACAAGAUACUUAAGGUAUUUGUAUUAAUAAGAAGAAUAAAUACGAAAAAUUCGGAAUCAUGAAUUCUUUCAAAUUUGCAUUCUUGAAUGCGAUUGCGCAAUAAUGAGAGAAAGGCAUGUUGUCGUUGUAUACAUAGAAAAGUACAUUUGACGUAUCUCUCGCGAGACGAGACGUUAAUCCAGAGUGCGUACGUUUCUUCUGGAUUCCGCAGCCGUGGUACGAGGCAUCUUGUUAUUCUCGUUUUCAUCGUUUACACUUUUACUGAUUUACAAGCGGAGAACAAGCACAAACAGUUCCCAUGCGAAUUGUUUUCCCCGCGCGAACCGAAAGCAUUUAAAGUAACAGCACUCCGGGAGCUCGACUCUCCGCUCAUUUCCAUUAAUCCACUUUCAGAAAUAUAAAAACCGAACAACAGUGCAAACUAGUAAAAGCAAAACUAGUAAAACCGUCUAUUCCGCAUUAGUAAUUAUAUUAUUAUAAUUAUUAUUAUUAUUACUAUUGUAUUAUUAAUUUUGGUUUAUAUAUCCGUAGAAGUCAAUAUACCAGUGUUUACAGUAAUGCCUGAACCAUCCCGUCAUUUAUCGUGGCGCAGAUGCGCGGCAUAGUCCUUCCCUAUAAUCUAACAUAACAUAAAAUAUGAUAAUUUUAUAUGAUAUAUCUGGUCGCUAUUUUUUGUUAAAUAUAUGUAUGAUAUUGACAUUUUUACAUCUCGUAGCGAGUAA